AUGACAGCUAACGAUCAUGACGCAACUCAUUCCUUGCGAGGGUUGACUGCUCUUGUAAGGAUAGCACUCAACAAAAAGCAUCGUUUGGCCGUGGAGCUAGGAAUCGACAUCACUGUUAGGAACGGUUUUGCAUUGGUGGACAGGAGAACAAUGUCCACAGAUGCUGACCUGCAUGCCCUUCUCGGAGCUGCAGAGCGUAUCAAAUUUCACGUAAUUGCUCUGCACGGACCAAGCGGUGUUGGUUUUGUUGUGCACCCAUCUGUCGUCCAUCUCGUCGAUUCUCACGAGAUCCUGUCACCUCGUCUGGCCAUUCUUCGCCUCCGCCCUCUGCGUCAAAAAUCCAUCAGUAUCAUCAACAGCUACUCACCAACAUCAGCAGCUGAUGAAUCCGAAUUGGACGCGUUCUACGAGGAGCUGGAGGAAGUGGUCCGCAACGAGAAGUCCUUCUAA
Messenger RNA from Necator americanus (New World hookworm), 450 nucleotides. RefSeq lists its product as uncharacterized. Lineage: Eukaryota; Metazoa; Nematoda; Chromadorea; Rhabditida; Ancylostomatidae. The transcript is spliced from 3 exons. Bases 1 to 450 code for a protein of 149 amino acids. The record is from RefSeq and is a predicted model, not a curated record.